UUCACUUCCAGCAGAACUAUAAAACCGCAACACAUUUCCUUUGCCUUUUUGAAUCCCGAAACCUACACUCCUCGCCCGCCAACUGGUGCAAGCUCAAAACUCCCAAAUCAAAUCAGCCCGGAUAAGAGAAAACCUCAAUCUUCGUUCAAAAACAUGGACUGGGCAUCAUACGGCGAUUACCCCAUAUCAGAAUCGGACUCGGAUUCAUCCUCCGACUACUACUGGUACUACAGCUCCGACGAGUACGAAUGGCCGCAUCCCGGCGCUAGGAGCAGGAUGCCAUCUAUUUGGAGGCCUCCUCAGCCCCCUAUGAUGCUUCGCGGCCCGGCCCGCCCUGCCCCGCGUCCUGCUCCUACAUAUGAUCCUCCCAUGGGUCCUCGCCGUCCUAUUCCUCGCCGUAACCCUCGGCGUCUGAGAGGGAGGUUCCAUGUUCCUGGGCCACUGGAUAGUGAUAGCGAUGACGAGGGAUAUAGUAGUGACUAUGAUUGGCCUCUUGCGCCACCUACGCCGCCUGGUCGCUCGUAUUACCGAGGAUAUUGGGACUAUUAG
This is a messenger RNA of Periconia digitata, 549 nucleotides long. NCBI's taxonomy places the organism in Eukaryota, Fungi, Ascomycota, Dothideomycetes, Pleosporales, Periconiaceae. The record is from the annotation of a GenBank genome assembly.